CUGACAGCAAAAGAGACAUUCCUGCGUUCUUCCUCAGUAAAGACAACAGGACCAGGCUAAUAACAGGUCUGCACACACUGCAGAGUAAACAAAAUGAUGUUGAAUGAGCUGAUGACACAGUUCAAGAUGAAAGACUAUAAAACAUCCAAGCUGACCCUGAAGGAUAUAUUGGACGUUGGUCAGGAGAACGUAAAGGAUGGUGACCCUCAGACUAUAGAGGAGAUCCCUUGGUAUUGCUUAAGGAAACUCAUGGCUCUGAACAACAAUGCAAGAAAUACACAAGUUAAACAACAUUUUAACACAGGUUUUGAUGACUCAGAGCAGAAUAUAUGUGAUGAUUUAAAUUAUGUUUUUUUUGAAGAGGACACUUCAGGUUCCUUCCACCCACUGGAUGUUCUGUGCGUUCUUCUGCAUUGCUCAGAUGCAUUUUUACAACAGGAGAUUGUACUUAAAAUGUCCAUGUGCCAGUUUGCUGUCCCUCUGCUGCUCCCUGCUGGUGAUGGCAAACACUGCACCCUCAUGCUGUGGGCAAUGAGAGAGAUAGUAAAGAGAUGGAGACCACACUCAUUAGCUGAGUCUAAAGGCUUUAGGGAAGACAGCUUGGUGCACAUACCCAUGCCAACCUUUUCCUUUGUAAGACUGGGGGAAAGCAAAUUAUCCAAGUCUAAAACACUUAAUUCAAUUCUAAAUCAAGCUGGGCAAUACCACAACUUCUUCAUACAUAAUAACAUGGAAUGUGGUAACAUAGAACGCAAAAUCUCAGAUGGGACGGUAGAAAUAACCUGGUAUUUUCCUGCUUACAGAGAGAAUUCAGAUAAUUUCCCAGAACCCAUUGCAGUUACUAAUCUAAGAGGCGACCUCAGGUCUAACUGGACACAGUUCUCCUUAUUAACUCAGGUGUCUUCAGCUGUGUUUAUAUUUGUUGAGGAUCUCAGUAAAAAAGAAUUUCAGUUGUUAUCACAGUGCGGCAAUUCUGGCACAAAGUUUUAUUUUAUUAUCAGUCCCUGUAAUGGUAAAUGUGUGAAUAAGGAGACAUUGGAGGUACUGAAAGAAUUAUUUCCUUUGCUAAAAAUUGAUGCAAGAAAUGUAAUAAGAAAGGACAAAAUAGCUAAUGAUGCAAAACUGACAAACCCUAUACAUUUAACUAUCACAAGUGUAUUGAAAACCUCCUCUAAAAGAGUAAAUCUAGAGGAGAUGUCAGACACAGCCUAUGAACUCGGUAUCCUGGUUGAUGAGAAUAACAGUGAUUAUCAGAAUGCAGAGGUGUGCGCUACUGAAAUAACAAAGGAGAUUACAGAUGUGACACAAUAUAAAAUGCAAACAAUGAAACUACAAGGAGAUCUGUGGAAACAAUUGUCUCAGACAGAGAAAGAGAUGUGCAGAAUGAGAAAGCGCAGGGAUAAAAAUGUAGAGGAUUAUAAAUCUGAGUUAAGACAGCGACUUUUCGAGCUACGUAAGAAGCAAUAUCAACAUGAUCUACCAGAUGGUAUGGUGAAGUUUGUAUCUGCAAUUACUAAACUGUCUGAUGAAGAGAAACAUUAUUUCCUUAAAUUGGUGCAAUUUAAAAUUGACACAUUAACUAGAAAAAAAAUGACUUUAUUAAAGGCAGAAUACAAGGCCAAAUGUAAUGAUUUAUUAAAAAAUCAGUUAGAAUUAAAGAAACUAGAUGAGAUAAUUUCCAAUAGCUCCUUAGGGGUGGAACAUUUCCUGCGUGAGCUGGGGCAGUUUUAUGAGGCUGAGUUUUCAAUGAUGCAAGAAAAGCAAAUAAGUGCAGAACAAAGACAAUUUACCAGACUCCCAGGAAUAGCAGCUGUUCUCCUGCUGGAUGGGUUCCCAUUAGAGCUGAUUGAUGGAGACGCCUCCAACAUCCCCCUGCAGUGGGUAACUGAUGUCCUGACCGAGCUGGACAACAAGACAGGAGGAGGAUGCAGGCUGAGGGUAAUAACUGUUCUGGGGGUGCAGAGCACAGGGAAAUCUACCCUUCUGAACACCAUGUUUGGGUUGCAGUUCCCUGUGUCUACUGGACGCUGCACACGGGGAGCCUUCAUGACCCUUAUUAAAUUGAAGGAGAACUUCAAAGAGGAGCUGGGAUGUGACUUUAUUUUGGUGAUUGACACUGAAGGUUUGAAAGCUCCAGAACUGGCUUCUCUGGAGGAUAGUUAUGAACAUGACAAUGAGUUGGCAACACUUGUUAUUGGGUUAAGUGACAUCACUAUAAUUAACAUGGCCAUGGAGAAUACAGCAGAAAUGAAAGACAUUUUGCAGAUUGUGGUUCAUGCGUUUCUUAGAAUGAAAGAAAUAGGGAAGAAACACAACUGUCAGUUUGUACAUCAAAACGUCAGUGACGUAUCUGCUCAUGAAAAUAACAUGAGGGACAGAAAGAAACUUUUGGAGCAGUUAAAUGAAAUGACAAAAAUAGCAGCAAACAUGGAAAAAAUACGUGGUAUCUCAAAAUUCAGUGAUGUUAUCGAUUAUGACCUUGAGAAAAAUAACUGGUAUAUCCCAGGACUCUUGCAGGGUGUCCCACCCAUGGCUCCGGUAAACUCAAGUUACAGUGAAAAAGUUUAUGAACUAAAAAAAUAUUUAUUUGAAUUAAUUGGAAGUAUGCAGUGUGAUCAUCACCCUCAGAACAUACAAACAUUUAUUGAAUGGAUAAAAAGCUUAUGGAAAGCUGUUAAACAUGAGAAAUUCAUCUUCAGCUUUAGAAACAGCCUGGUCGCUAAUGCUUUUAACCAACUGUCUGUACAAUAUACAAAAUGGGAAUGGGAAUUCAGCAAAGAAGUUCACAAGUGGCUUACAAAUGCAGAGAUUGAAAUGAGAAAUCAGUCAGCAAAUAAACAAACAGAAACAUGCAUAAAAUGUAAACAAGCUCUUUAUAAGGUGCUGGAUAAAGAAGGCAAAAAAAUGUUAGACUUGCUAGAAAACUAUUUUGAGAAUGGUUCUGAGAAUGCAAAUGCGCAUCUUAUAGAAAAAUAUCGAGAAGAUUUCUUCUUAAGUGUGAUAGCUUUAAGCAAAGAACUUGAAAGAAACACACUAGACAAACUAAGUGAAAUUCAGCAUAUCCAGAAAGCAAAUAAUGAGAUUCAUUGUAUACAGGAUAAAGUGCAGGAAAUAAUUGAGAAGAAAGUCACUGAUCUUCUGGUAGAAUACAGGACAAAAAAGUGUAAAUUGAAUGAGUCAGAAAUAGAAAAGGCAUUUGAAACCAUGUGGCAGAAGGCGCUAUCAGAUCUACAAGUCCCGGCUCUAGAAAGACGCAAUAUCACUGAUGUAAUUUUACAACAACUGAGACAGGACAUGAGCAGCUACGGCGCUGCAAUAAAUGAAAGAUUACUGAAUAUGAAGUGUUUAAUUGAUGAUGGACAACAUGAUUUUAACACUGAUAAAAAGCAUGUUGAGACUGUUUGGCUUUCACUGAAAUGCAGUAAAUUCAAUGUAAGUGAUGAACAAAUUAAUAAAAUAAAUAAUUUUGCGGCAUCAUUAAUAAAUAGCUGCACUAAUUAUGUUAAAGAUAAGGUUAAUACAAAAGUUGACUAUAGUGACACUUACAGCCAAGAACUGUUACAUAUGAUAAAUGAGAGACUUGCUUAUAAGGAUGUUACACCAUUGUUUGAACUGGAUAUUAAGCGUUUUAUUUUGGGAAGAGCAGCUCUAAAGUUCCAGAAGAUGCACGAUGACUAUAUCCAACAGAACGACCCAACGAUCACUCUGGCAAACUUAAAACCUCACUAUUUUUCUCUCUUUAAAGAUAUAUUUCAGGAAAAAGAUGGUUGUCAGCAAAGGGCCAAGAGUUUCUGUGAGUUUUGUUUGAAGCCGGCAAUAACAGAAUAUAUUUACAGACAUCUUGGUGGGAAAAUGGUGGAUGAUUCUAUCUAUGAUCCAGGCCAUACAUUUAGCUGCCAGUCCUUCUUCCAGUUUACUCUGCUUGAGCAGCUUCUCAAAGAAAAUAACUUUGAUCAAUAUGUAGAGUAUAUUAAUAAAUAUGAGAUGUUUGCAAAAAACUGGAUAGUAAAAUUUAUCAACAACAAAUAUAAAGACUACAGAUCCCUAGAACAAUCAGUGACAGAAAUUGUGUCUAUUAUCAAAAAACAAAUUGAAAACGCUCUUACAAAUGAUGAAGUUCUAAAUAGUUCCACUGUCUCAGACUUUUUAAAAAAUGUCUGUGAGAUGCUAAACAAGGAAUUAGUUAUUCCACAAUAUCAGAUGAAAGUGACACUCUUCAAGAUAAAAGGAAAUGUCCACCAGUUUUCAACUGACGUUGCAUUUUUUCUCACUGAGAUAGAACAACAAAUUAUUUCAGAAACCAAAUCAUUAGAAAUUGAGGCUCUUAUUUCUAAACUGACACUGAAGCCUCGUGAUGAAUUGUUUAAGAGAAUGUUUGGAUGUGGGAAGCAGUGCCCAUUCUGCAAAGUCCCCUGUGAAGCUGGAGCUGUUAAUCAUACUGAGCAUUUUGCAUCAGUACAUAGACCUCAUGGGUUAGGAGGACGGGCAGAUUCAAGAAAGUUGAUUACUUCAAUAUGUUCUACUGAUAUUGCCUCUAAUGAUUUUUUCAGGAACAUAGACACAAGUUGGAAAUGGCACCCUUACAAAGAAUAUAAACAAAUCUACCCAGACUGGGCCAUCCAACCUGACCUAAGCAUCAAGUCCUCUGACUACUGGAAAUUCAUUUUUGUACAGUUCAACAAGCAGUUUGCUGAAAAGUAUGGUGCGGAACUGGCUGACCUGCCUGAGGAAUGGAAAUGUAAAAACAAAGAAGAUGCUCUGAAGAGUCUAAAGGAAGCAUUCAAUGUAAAAUGAUGUUGCUGAAAAAUAUUGUCUUCCCUACAUAUGUUACAGGGAUAACCUUUUGCAUAAAAGCAUCAUUUAUUUUUGGGGGACACUUGCCUUACCAAUUCACCAUGUGUGAGAUAUAAUAUACUUUAUUCUGGGAACUAAUACAACUAACUUUCUCCUACUCUUUAACAUCUAGCCAAAAAAUAAUGUUUUGAACACUGCAGUGAUAACAAUUGAUUGUUUAUGAGCCUUGUGAUAUCCAGGGCAGAGAACGUCUGUCAGGGCCCAUAUUAUGUCACCAAGUUUUUAAAAACAAUAAAUUCCCACCCAUUUACUCUCAAAAAUAAGUUUGUUCUUAUAAUGCACAUUUCACGUACCUACAUUUAACCUGAUUAUAGCCUUGUAAUUCUAGCAUUUUUUCAAUAGGUUAUUAAGAUGCCAUACAAUCAGAAACUACACUUUGCACAGAGCAAUAUGGAAUAUACUUUUAAUAAUGUGCCCAAGUAUUUUAUUCAGUGAUGCAAAUGUAGUCACAAGUAUAGAAUAUAAAAAUUACUACAAUGAAAAUGUACUGUGUUAAAAUAAAAUAAUAUUUUAAUGCAAAA
Molecule: messenger RNA, 5375 nt
Organism: Bombina bombina (fire-bellied toad)
Lineage: Eukaryota; Metazoa; Chordata; Amphibia; Anura; Bombinatoridae
Product: up-regulator of cell proliferation-like
Exons: 2
Coding region: 94-4794 (1566 amino acids)
Molecular function (GO): GTP binding
Source: RefSeq, a predicted model, not a curated record